AAUUGCUUGAGUUACUCGCAGCCAAAAUGUCAAACAAAUUCCAACGCAGCUCUCCAAAGAUGCUCGGCGUUGGCGUCGGCAUCGAUGCGUCCACAGUUUCAUCGACGGUCAGUAAUCAGCCACGGAAACGGGUGAAGAGAUGCUGCCGGAACUUCGUCACGUUCAUGUGCACACAGGUGGGCGUGGGCGCCUUAAUUGUAGUGUAUGCCAUCUUUGGGGCACUCGCCUUUAUGCACAUUGAGCGCGAGUAUGUGGAUAAGACGGCGGCACAUGUGUUGGAAUUGCGACAGAAUUGCUCACAGAAACUAUGGAACAUCACGGAGGAACACAAUGUGGUUGAGAAACCCAUUUGGGUGAACGAGACGAAUGCUGUGCUGCGGGAGUAUCAGGCACAAAUUGCACAGAUUAUCAAGAAUGGAUAUGUGGGUCGUAGUCCGGCGCAGAUGUGGAGCUUUCCGGCGGCGCUGAUGUUCUGCCUAUCGGUGAUCACAAUGAUUGGCUAUGGCAACAUGGUGCCACGUACGCCCUGGGGCAAGGGUUUCACUGUCAUCUAUGCCACAUUCGGCAUACCCCUCUAUAUACUCUACUUUCUCAAUAUGGGUCGUGUGCUGGCGCGCUCCUUUAAGUUCCUGUACCGCUCCAUGCAUGACUGUACCCAGGAGCGUCAAUACGAUGCCAGAUUGGAGGCACUGGAGAACGGCGGCAGUCUGGGUGCACUGACGCUGCGCAAGAAGAUCAUUGUACCCUCCACCGCCUGUCUGUGGGUCAUCAUGUUCUACGUGCUCACCGGCACCAUCAUGUUUGCCAACUGGGAAAAGUGGAGUUUCCUCAACAGCUUCUACUUCUGCAUGACAUCACUGUGUAAGAUUGGAUUUGGUGACUUUGUGCCAGGCGCAUCGCUGACAACGUCCGCAGAUGUAGAUGCGGCAACGCAUAAGCUGCGCGAAGACAUUGCCGCCGAUCCGAAUGAAGUAUCGGAGCUGCAACGCAUCACAGAUCAGCACUCCAAGCUGGCCAUCAACUUUAUAUACAUGCUGCUGGGCAUGGGCCUGGUGGCCAUGUGUCGCAAUCUAAUGCGCGAGGAGGUGCGCGUCAAGCUCAAGGAGAUGAAGGAGGACACCAAACUGUGUGUCGAGGAUACGCGACUGCGCUUUGUCGGCUGCUGUGGUGAUCCACGGGAUCAAUAUGAGAACGAUUAUUACUAGGAACGUGUGUGUGUGUGUGUGUGUGUGUGUGUGUGUGUCAGUGCUGCCAACUUUUGAUACCAAAAAAAGCUGUUUUUGACUGGAAGAACAGGUAA
This is a messenger RNA of Drosophila innubila, 1300 nucleotides long. Its product is annotated as potassium channel subfamily K member 1. Lineage: Eukaryota; Metazoa; Arthropoda; Insecta; Diptera; Drosophilidae. Gene Ontology annotation, cellular component: membrane. The record is from RefSeq and is a predicted model, not a curated record. The coding region runs from base 27 to 1205 and encodes 392 amino acids. Gene Ontology annotation, biological process: potassium ion transmembrane transport; stabilization of membrane potential. The transcript has a single exon. Gene Ontology annotation, molecular function: potassium ion leak channel activity.